Mirounga angustirostris (Northern elephant seal) is the source of this 2691-nucleotide messenger RNA. RefSeq names its product netrin 3 (gene NTN3). Gene Ontology annotation, biological process: substrate adhesion-dependent cell spreading; animal organ morphogenesis; tissue development. The record is from RefSeq and is a predicted model, not a curated record. The transcript has 5 exons. Gene Ontology annotation, cellular component: basement membrane. NCBI's taxonomy places the organism in Eukaryota, Metazoa, Chordata, Mammalia, Carnivora, Phocidae. Gene Ontology annotation, molecular function: protein binding. The coding region runs from base 395 to 2218 and encodes 607 amino acids.
CUUCGCUACAGCCGGGAGGAGGCGGCGGCCGGGGCGCCCCAGGCCCCGCCCGCCCUCGGCCCUUCCCGGGAGGCCGGGAGACCUGCUCGACCCGGCCCUCGGUGGGUGAGUGCAGCGGCGGACGACGGGUGGGGCCUCCGCGGGCGGAGGCGCCGGGAGCGGGGGCGACUCCUGUCAUCGCUCCAGGCCCAGCGGGACGACGCGCCAGCAUCCCCGCUAUUGCGCUUGGCCCGGGGCGUGCCCGCGGCUGCUCCCACCUCUUGGCCCCGGCUGGGGCCUCCCGGGAUUGCUCGGCAUUGCGGGCCAGCGGGCAGAGCCCCGGAUCCGGGCUCUCUCUCCCCGAGGGCAGCGGCGUGGGGCCCGGCGGGCUGGCUGAUCCACCGCGGCUCCGGCCAUGCCCGGCUGGCCCUGGGGGCUGCUGCUGACCGCGGGCACGCUUUCGACCGCGCUGAGCCUGGGGCCGCCAGCGCCCGCCGACCCCUGCCAUGACGACGGGGGCGCGCCCCGCGGCUGCGUGCCCGGCCUGGUGAACGCCGCCUUGGGCCGCGAGGUUCUGGCGUCCAGCACGUGCGGCCGGCCGGCCACGCGGGCCUGUGAUGCCUCGGACCCGAAGCGGGCACACCCCGCCGCCCUCCUGACCUCCGCAGGGAGCACCACCAGCCCUGUGUGCUGGCGUUCCGACUCACUGACACAGGCGCCCCACAACGUGACCCUCACAGUGCCCCUGGGCAAGGCUUUUGAGCUGGUGUUCGUGAGCUUGCGCUUCUGCUCGGCGCCCCCGGCCUCGGUGGCCCUGCUCAAGUCACAGGAUCACGGCGGCAGCUGGGCCCCACUGGGCUUCUUCUCCUCCCGCUGUGGCCUGGACUAUGGCCGCCUGCCUGCCCCUGCGGAUGGCCCACCCGGCCCAGGGCCUGAAGCUCUGUGCUUCCCUGAGCCCCAGGUCCAGCCUGAUGGUGGCGGCCUUCUGGCCUUCAGCGUGCAGGACGGAAGCCCACCAGGCCUGGAUCUGGACAGCAGCCCAGUGCUCCAAGACUGGGUGACUGCCACAGACAUUCGAGUAGUGCUCACAAGGCCUGCCAUGCUGGAGGACACCAGGGACUCCAUGGCCAUGGUCCCUUACUCUUACUCGGCUACUGAGCUCCAGGUGGGCGGGCGCUGCAAGUGCAAUGGGCAUGCCUCAAGGUGCCUGCUGGACACCCAGGGCCACCUCAUCUGCGACUGUCAGCAUGGCACCGAGGGCCCCGACUGCGGCCGCUGCAAGCCCUUCUACUGCGACAGGCCAUGGCAGCGGGCCACGGCCCGGGAAGCCCACGCCUGCCUUGCUUGCUCCUGCAAUGGCCAUGCCCGCCGCUGCCGCUUCAACAUGGAGCUGUACCGACUGUCUGGCCGUCGUAGUGGUGGCGUCUGUCUCAACUGCCGGCACAAUACCGCUGGCCGCCACUGCCACUACUGCAGGGAGGGCUUCUAUCGCGACCCAGGGCGUGCCCUGAGCGACCGCCGCGCUUGCAGGGGUGAGCCUGCCACCAGCUCCCUGCACAUCCUCACCUUCUUGCUCCCCGCAUCCCCACGUGGGCUUCUAACCAUCCCGACUCUGUCCUCAGCAUGUGACUGUCACCCUGUUGGUGCCGCUGGCAAGACCUGCAACCAGACCACAGGCCAGUGUCCCUGCAAGGAUGGCGUCACUGGCCUCACCUGCAAUCGCUGCGCCCCUGGCUUCCAGCAGAGCCGCUCUCCGGUGGCCCCCUGUGUUAAGAUUCCUGUGCCUGGACCCACUGAGGAGAGCAGCCCUGUGGAGCCCCAGGACUGCGACGCGCACUGCAAACCAGCCCGGGGUAGUUACCGCAUCAGCUUGAAGAAAUUCUGCAGGAAGGACUACGCGGUGCAGGUGGCGGUGGGCGCGCGCGGCGAGGCGCGCGGCUCGUGGACGCGCUUCCCGGUGGCCGUGCUUGCAGUGUUCCGGAGCGGCGAGGAGCGCGCGAGGCGAGGGAGCAGCGCGCUGUGGGUGCCGGCGCGGGACGCGGCCUGCGGCUGCCCGCGCCUGCUGCCGGGCCGCCGCUACCUGCUGCUUGGGGGCGGGCCAGGGACCGCGGUCGGGGGUCGGGGGCCCGGGCUCAGCGCCUCCCGCGGGAGCCUCGUGCUGCCCUGGCGCGAUGCGUGGACGCGGCGCCUGCGGAGGCUGCAGCGGCGUGAGCGGCGGGGGCGCUGCGGAACGGCCUGAGCCCUAAGCGCGGGCGGGGCGCUGCUUCCACAUUGAGGCGCACGUUCAUCCAGUGCAUCCGCCUGCAGAGGAGUCUUUGCUGGCGUCGCGCGCGUCGCCAUCUGGGCCCUCCCCCGACCCUGCCCAGCGACUCCCUCGAUGCCACCCGCCCAUGCCUGGGAGGGGUGUGACGGACGCAGCGACACCCCACCCCAACACAGAGGGAUGUGAUAGCCGCUGAGCUGCGUCCAGGCUCCCUUGGGCAGCUGUCAACCCACCUUCGCAUUCUCUUACCCCUCCAAGGGACAUUGUGAUAGUCCCACAAGGCUGGGAGCCCCCUGUGGGGCCGAACAACACUUCCGGGCUCUGCGAACACCCUAAGGGCCGCUGUGCCUCCCCCACCUGUGAUGUCGUGAUCCCUCAGAGAGCAUUCUCACCUUCCUAAAAGGCACUGUGACCCUCUCCCAACAGAUAUGAACCCCCUUGUGAUGCCA